UAUCGUUUCGUAUCGUAUCGUGUCUCCUGAAAUAGUACUGCUCUAUCAGAAAUACUAAAACCCUCGCUCUCUUCUUUUAAUCUCCCCUUCUCCUCGCCAACCCACCAACCAACCCAGCCCUCUCUGCCUCUCUCUCUCUCUGAAUCACCAUGGCUACCAUUUCAAAGCUCUCAAAUCCAAGCCCCGCAGCCUCCCUCUCAGCUCCUUCUAGAUCUUCUUCCUUGCCUAAAGUCUUCCUCGGUUUCAGUACCAAAACUUCUCUCUCCAAAGUUAGGCUGUCCUUGAAGAACACCCAACCGUCCCCCAGGACCUCCUUGGUUGUCAGGUGUUCUCAAUCCAGUGGAAAUGGUAGCCCAAUAAAGAGAACCACUCUUCAUGAUCUUUAUGAACGGGAGGGGCAGAGUCCAUGGUAUGACAACCUCUGCAGGCCUGUGACGGACCUGAUUCCUCUGAUCGAGAGUGGAGUUAGAGGCGUAACAAGCAACCCAGCGAUUUUCCAGAAGGCAAUAUCAUCUUCAAAUGCUUACAAUGACCAAUUCAGGGAACUUGUGCAAUCAGGAAAAGACAUUGAAACUGCUUACUGGGAACUUGUGGUGAAGGACAUACAAGAUGCAUGCAAACUUUUUGAGUCAAUUUAUGAUCAAACAGAUGGUGGUGAUGGCUAUGUUUCUGUUGAAGUGUCUCCCAGAUUAGCUGAUGACACUCAAGGGACUGUUGAGGCUGCCAAGUGGCUUCAUAAAGUGGUUGAUCGCCCCAAUGUGUACAUUAAAAUCCCUGCUACUGCUCCUUGCAUCCCCUCAAUCAAGGAAGUUAUUUCGCUUGGCAUCAGUGUCAAUGUGACUCUGAUAUUCUCUCUCACAAGAUACGAAGCAGUCAUUGAUGCCUACUUGGAUGGCCUUGAGGCAUCUGGACUAAGUGAUCUCUCCAGAGUUACAAGUGUUGCUUCCUUCUUUGUCAGCAGGGUGGACACUCUCAUUGACAAAAUGCUGGAAAAGAUCGGAACCCCUGAAGCCCUUGAUCUACGAGGAAAGGCUGCGGUGGCUCAAGCAGCCCUAGCAUACAAGCUCUACCAAAAGAAAUUCUCUGGUCCAAGAUGGGAGGCUUUGGUGAAAAAAGGUGCUAAGAAGCAGAGGUUGCUGUGGGCAUCAACCAGUGUCAAGAACCCUGCCUACCCAGACACUUUAUACGUUGCUCCCCUCAUUGGACCUGACACUGUCUCAACCAUGCCUGACCAAGCUCUCCAAGCAUUUGUUGACCAUGGAAUUGUUGCAAGGACAAUCGACUCAAAUGUUUCUGAAGCCGAAGGAAUCUACAACGCACUUGAGAAGUUGGGAAUUGAUUGGGGCUACGUGGGCAAUCAGCUUGAAGUUGAAGGAGUGGAUUCUUUCAAGAAGAGCUUUGAUAGUCUGCUUGAUACCCUGCAAGAGAAGGCAAAUUCUCUGAAACUGGUUAGCCUGUAAGCCUUUAUGAUCUGCCUGUCAGUAUGAAUUCAAUGUAAUAAAAGCGGGUGUCAAUCUUGCCGUAGAAAAAGCCCACGGUGGUGAGUGUUGUGUAAGAAGUUAAUGAUGUAUCAUAAGAUUCUGAUUACGCCAAGAGAUUUUUAUCAACAGUUGCUUUGAUCUCUUUA
This is a messenger RNA of Populus trichocarpa (black cottonwood), 1627 nucleotides long. RefSeq lists its product as uncharacterized. Gene Ontology annotation, cellular component: cytoplasm; intracellular anatomical structure. Gene Ontology annotation, biological process: pentose-phosphate shunt; carbohydrate metabolic process. Lineage: Eukaryota; Viridiplantae; Streptophyta; Magnoliopsida; Malpighiales; Salicaceae. Bases 150 to 1460 code for a protein of 436 amino acids. Gene Ontology annotation, molecular function: transaldolase activity. The record is from RefSeq and is a predicted model, not a curated record. The transcript is spliced from 7 exons.